GCAAGUGAAGCCGUCUUGAAGUUUCAGGAUUUUUUGAGUUUAGCAGGGUGCUUACAUAGGAUGAUUUCUGUUGAAUGUUCUAAACAGAUUGUUGAAGAAGCCACAAAUUGGUAUUUUUUCGGGCGCACAAGAGGAGUAUUUGAAAGAUUCAAACAGGGUCUUUGUACACUUGGUGUUCUGGAUGCAAUUCACAAGUUUCCCAAGGCAUUUUAUCCAGCCUUAUGCUACACAGAAAAAACACUUACAUGGCAAGAAAUGGACAAAAUGUUUACUAUCAGUUUGGAGUAUCAAGGUAGCAAUAAGCGACAACUGCAGACAAAAAUCAUAGGAUGGUGGCGAGAUUACUUAAUAGAUGUGCAAGAUGGGGAUGGAGACAUCUCACUUGGUCAAAUUCUAGCAUUUGCUACAGGAACAGAUUAUCCACCAGCACUUGGAUGGACAACUAAGCCAUCCAUUGAAUUCAUUUAUAGUAAAGAUCUGUUCCCCACUGCAAACACAUGUGCCAAUAUUUUACGUCUACCUACAGUUCAUAAUGUUUAUGAAGAUUUUAAAUGCAACCUUGACUUCGCCAUUCAGAAUUCUCCAGGAUUUGGGCAGACAUAAUAAAUACAAACGUGCAAUAAUCCGAUAAUGACUUCAUAGUGAGACAUACAUAACCCAUAAGUAUUUCAU
Polypterus senegalus (gray bichir) is the source of this 672-nucleotide messenger RNA. RefSeq names its product G2/M phase-specific E3 ubiquitin-protein ligase-like. The transcript has 3 exons. Lineage: Eukaryota; Metazoa; Chordata; Cladistia; Polypteriformes; Polypteridae. Bases 61 to 603 code for a protein of 180 amino acids. Gene Ontology annotation, molecular function: ubiquitin-protein transferase activity. The record is from RefSeq and is a predicted model, not a curated record.